This is a messenger RNA of Drosophila takahashii, 6899 nucleotides long. RefSeq lists its product as uncharacterized. Lineage: Eukaryota; Metazoa; Arthropoda; Insecta; Diptera; Drosophilidae. Gene Ontology annotation, cellular component: cytoskeleton. The record is from RefSeq and is a predicted model, not a curated record.
CCAUCGCCAAGUUAAGUUCGUGUUUUCGUGUCUCUUGGUUUUUCGCGAAAUUCGUCUUUGGAUUGUUACUAACUAAUAAUUGUUGUUGUGCGUCGCGUUGUUCUGUUUUUUUUUAACUGUUUUUAGCGUGUGUCUGCGGCAGUGCGUGUGUUUGCCAGGCCAAAACGAAAAGCGAGGAACCAAAGCCAAAGAAAGCUAAGCCUAUCCCAACAACAACAAGUGCGCGAAAGCAGCCAGAAGGCAAAACAACAAUAAAGCAGCGUGGAAACAGCUGUUCGUUUCCUUUUUUCUCGGCCCGAAAAUGCAAAAUUAAUACAAUUACAAUGCGGCGGCGAUAAAACAAAAAUAAAAACAAGCAGAGAGCGGAGAGAAAAAAACAAAAAGUAAAAAGCAUUUACCGUUUAAACAGCAAGAACAACAACAACGACAACAAAGCCAAGAAGGAGAGGCACAAAGAGGAAGAAGAAGAGUUUGCGCAGUCACGUGUGCAGUCGACGUCGACGGCGGCCGCGGCAGAGGAAAAUUCCCAUGCGGAAAAUUCACAUUCGCGAUGAUGAUGGAAAGCGAGACGAUGAUGAUGAAGCUGUUGAAGGAGGGAAAACCAGCAGCAGCGGCAGCAACAACAACAACUAGCAGCUGUUAGAGCGAGACAGCUACCGCGUCAAUGUCCGACGAAGUGCCUUUGGGUCGCCUAUCGCAGAUCUUCGAUACGCUAACCAAUCUUCAGCAGCAACAGCAGCAGCACCUGCGUUCCCAGGAGCAACUGCAUCCUCCACAUCCGCAUUCACAUCCGCAUACACAUCCGCAGUCGCCUGCGGAUCAGCGUAGGAGAUCCGCCUCCUCAUCGCCAUCGCCAUCGGCCAGUGUCUCUGCCUCGACUUCUGGGCGGGCCACGCCUUCUUUGGGCGUGGCCAGCCCACUGAAUACACUGCAAUACUACAGUCAUAACGCCCAUAAUAACUAUUUGCUGCGGCCGCAAGAUGUCGCCACCAGUGGCUACCUGCACACCUUUCCUUCGCAUUUGUAUCAUCAUCAGCAGCAUCAUCACCAAGUGCACCACCUGCAGCAGCACAGCCAACCGCCCUCACUGCCCACCCAAUUGGGAGGCGGGGUAACCCAACGUGGCUGUCUAUCGGGCUCACAAUCGCUGCAGGGAUCACCACUUUUGGCCAAGAGGGCAACCUCCUUUAGUGGGCAAAUACCAAUGGCUCAGGGUCGAUUCGGAGCCACCGGAGGAGGAACUGGAGUCACUGCAUCCACACCGAAUAGCCCGAGGCUUCUGCCUCGACGUGUGCCACGCCCACCGCCCAUUCCGGCCAAGCCGAAUCAGGUGAAGACGGCGGCGGCAGCGUCGGAUCAACAACAGCCCAGGGAUUCUUCUUCGACUGCCCCGACGAUUGUUCAGUCGCAUGUGAAUCCCGUGCUGGCUGCUCUCGAUGCACCAGAUGCUCCAUGGCCACACUUUUCGACGCUCACCGAGCACUUGGACGUCCACCAGGUGAACAACUACGGACAGGCUCUGCCGGAGAUUAACUGGCAGGAACGAUGUUUGGAGCUGCAACUGGAGCUGCAUCGGUCGAAGAAUCAGGCGGGUCGUAUACGCGAUAUGCUGCGUGAAAAGCUAACGGAGCUGGAACAACGCGUCAUUGAAGCGGAAGAACGCGCCGAGGAAGCCGAAGAUAAGGUGCGUGCCAUGGAGCAGCGGCUGAGUGAGUGGCCCAAGCCACCGCCCCAGCAUCCGCAUCCGCACCAGCCAGUGCCAGCCAGUCAUCCGCAGGAGCAGCAGCAGCAGCAGCAGGCCAGAAGCAAUUGUUCGCCGAGCCAUCAGGUCGGAGGAGGAGCCACGGCAGCAGGAUCAACAGUAUCAGGUGCACCACCGCCCACCCAGGAGGCGGAGAAGACCAUCACUUCGCUGGAGAUCCAGGUGGAGGAACAGAGACAGCUGCGACUCCACGACGCACGACAAAUCGAGGCCAAGGCGGCCAAGAUCAAGGAGUGGGUGAACAACAAGCUACGCGAUCUCGAGGAGCAGAACCAGUUGCUGCGCGAACAGAACGUCAAGUGCAACCAGCAGUUGGAGCUGCUCAAGAAUCACAUAGCCAAUCAAUCGCAGCGCCACAGUAUCGUGGGUCCGGUGCGCAAUAGCCUCAGCCUAGACGUUCAGGACUUUGCCGGUUCGGGGUCCAAUCCCGAGCAUCGCAGGCGAAGCGAGAGUCUCGAUCCGCAGGAUCCCAUUAUUGGCCGACCGCUGACCAGCUCGUAUCCGCAUCACCAGCACAGGCGAAACCUCUCGAUGGAGCCGCAGGAAUUGGAACGAAAUCUGGUGGCCGCUGUCGAUGGCCUAACCCUUGCCCCGCUGUCCAGCAUCUCCAGCAAAGCUCCCGGAUCAGCUGCCAGGCCAGAUAGCUCCGAUACGGAUACGGCCCAUGAUUAUGCGGAGAUUUACACGCCAUCCUGCGAAAAGCUACCCGCCUGGAUGAAGAACAAUCCGGCAUUGAUGGCCAGUGGCGGGAAUUCCAGCACCACCACCACAACCACCAGUGAACUGGGCGUGCCACGGCCUCCGACGCCGCCGCUGCAUCGCUUUCCCAGCUGGGAGGCCAAGAUCUACCAGGUGGCCAACGAUGGACUGGCGGGAGCUGGCGGAGGGACGGCGGAGAGUGCGGCCAUUCAGGAGCCAGAUAUUCAAGAGGGAACGGGCACGGGAACGAAUCUCUCCAAUGGCCGACGACAUGGUCACAGUCAUGGAUCUGGAACGGGAACGGUAACGGCGGGAACUGGGGAUGGGCACGGUACCCUGGGCAGUACACCGGGAACGCCGCUGCCACCGUCGAGGCAACAACAAACCGCCAGCGGCGGCUUCUGUGAUAUAUCCGUGCCCGUCUACGCAACGGUCAAGGGUCGAGCCUCGCAGAUCCGCUCGAUGCCAUUUACGGGCGAUUCGAGCGAUGACUCCAGUGAUGGCGAGGACCAUGCGGUGAUGCUCACCCAUCAUUCACACAACUCGUCGAGCACCGAGAACACGGAGACCUCGACAUCGGGCAGCGCUUCGAGUCCCUCGAAGAGCCUGAAGACCUCCUCUAGCCUAAGUCCGGCCAAGCGAAGUGGUUCGGAGAGUCCCAAGAACGCGAAGGCGCGUGUCCACCUCCAACCACGCACCACAUCCACCAGCCACACCAACCAACAGCAUCUCCAACCGCAAUCGUUCCAUACGCAUACGCACCACCAACACCACACACUGCCCCACCAAUACCAAGUCCAGAAUCAUAACCACCAGUUGGGGGCCUACACGCUGGCGCCUUCGAGUGGGCAGAUAACGCUGCCGCGUCCCCAUGGCCACGCCCUCCAAACUCCAACCGCCUCCAAAGCCCCCUCACCCCUCCAGCAGCACAUGCGUGGCACAGUAAUUUCAGAUCUCUCCUUUGAAUCAGGCCUCUCGGACGACUACGCCCUGCCCCCCGACGCCGUGUCGGAGUCCACGUGCAUGGACGCCUCGAUGCCGUCGCUGUUGAUGCGACAGUCCUACGUGGAUUCGCCCAGCAAAAAGAUUGAGUCGCUGGAGAAGAUGGGUCACCUGGCCAAGCUGGGUGGCAAGCUGAAGACUUGGCGCAAGCGUUGGUUCGUUCUAAAGAACGGAUCCCUCAACUACUGGAAGAGCCAGCACGAUGUGCAGCGGAAGCCCCAGGGGCAGAUCCAACUGGACGAGGCCUGUCGCAUCAAUCGGGCGGAGGGAGCCUCCACCUUCGAGAUAGACACGGGCAAGAAGGUCUACUACCUCACGGCGGACUCGCAUGCCACCAUGGACGAUUGGAUCCGGGUGCUGCAGAAUGUGCAGCGAAGGAAUGCCACCAAGCUGCUGCUGAGUCGCGAUGACCAGAAGCCGACGGUGCAGGGUUGGGUGACCAAGGUGAAGAACGGCCAUCCCAAGAAGUGCUGGUGUGUGCUGUUGGGCAAGAUGUUCCUCUACUUCAAGGCUCCUGUUGAGACGAAUCCCCUGGGCCAGAUUAAUAUGCGCGAUGCCCGAGUCGAGGAGGUGGAACACGUUUCUGACUCGGACUCCGAGGAGCGAGAGGAUGCCGCCCAGGAUCAGGCCCGACUCACGGUGGCCAUCUAUCCGGCGCACCAGGGACCAACCUACCUGAUCCUGUCCGGGAAGCCAGAGCGGGAUAAUUGGCUCUAUCACCUAACUGUCGUUUCGGGCGGCGGCCCAAGUGCUGGCACCCAGUAUGAACAGCUCGUACAGAAGCUCAUGGAAACGGAUGGCGAUCCUAACUGCGUCCUGUGGCGCCAUCCCAUUCUGCUGCACACCAAAGACACCAUCACCGCGCCGCUCUCAUCAAUGCACACGGAAACCAUGCAGCCGGAGGCCAUUAAGCUCUUCAAGAGCAUUCAGCUGUUCAUGUCGGUGGCGGUCAACCAGCCGGGCAUCGAUUACCACGUGGUGCUCGCCCAGAACGCCCUGCAACAUGCUCUGGAUAUGCCCGAGCUGCAGACGGAGAUGAUCUGCAUACUGAUCAAGCAGACCUCCCGCCACAUGGGCCAGAAGCUCAGUGUCGGCGUCCAGGUAAACAAGAAGCUGGGCAAGCAAACGCGCCAACUACUGUUGUGCGCCACCCAAAGCCUAUUCACCUGUGAUACCCAACAGGCGGGCCACGCCCAAGCCAACGGCAGUUCGCCCACCUCCAUACAGGCUCCUGCUGCCACGCCCAUAAUCGACUGCAAAAGCAACCCGCCCGCCUACAGCUUCGUCCAGGGCUGGCAGCUCCUGGCCCUGGCCGUAUCCCUCUUUGUUCCGCGCUCGAGUCGCCUGCUGUGGUACCUCAAGCUCCACUUGUCCCGGAAUGCGGAUACAAAGACAGAGACGGGCAAGUACGCCGCCUACUGUGAGCGCGCGCUGGAGAGGACGCUUAAGAACGGGGGCCGCGAGACGAAACCGUCGCGGAUGGAGGUUCUAUCGAUUCUCCUGAAGAAUCCCUACCACCACUCUCUGCCGCAUGCGAUUCCCGUGCACAUGAUGAACACCACCUACCAGGUGGUUUCCUUUGAUGGCUCCACCACCAUCGAGGAGUUCCAGGCCACUUUGGCCCACGAACUGGGCACGCGGGAUGCCAGCAAUGGGUUCUGCCUAUUCAGCGACGAUCCAAUUGAGAAGGAUCUGGAGCACUACCUGGAGCCGCUGGCCAAGCUGUGCGACGUGAUCAGCAAAUGGGAGACGGCUUUAAGGGAGAAGGGAUCGGGGAAGUUUGAGAAUUCGCGGGUGAUCCAGCUGAGCUACAAGAACCGUCUCUACUGGAAGCACACCAUUAAGUGCGAGACGGACAAGGAGCGCCUGCUGCUGUGCUACCAGACCAACUCGCAGAUUGUCCAGGGCCGAUUCCCGCUAUCCCGGGAGUUGGCUUUGGAGCUGGCCUCGCUGAUGUCCCAGAUCGACAUGGGCGACUACUCGCUGGAGAAGUCCCGCGACGUGGGCGUGGGCCUGAAGGGUCUGGACAAGUUCUACCCGUAUCGCUAUAGGGACGCUUUGGGCGCCGAGCAGCUGAAGGAUGUGCAGGAGCUGCUGGUCUCCAAGUGGAUGCUGCUCAAGGGUCGCUCCACGCUGGACUGUGUGCGCAUUUACCUCACCUGCUGCCGCAAGUGGCCGUAUUUCGGAGCCUGCCUGUUCCAGGCGAAGCCCAGACAGAGCCCAGAAUCAUCCAUGGGCACCACGGGAGCAGCCACUCCGGUUGCCUGGCUGGCGGUGGCCGAGGAUGCCCUCAACGUACUCGAGCUGUCCACCAUGGCGCCGGUGGCCAGGUAUCCAUACAGUUCGGUGAUGACCUUUGGCGGCUGCCAGGACGACUUUAUGCUGGUGGUUUCCCACGACGACGGCAGCGGUGAGCAAAAGCUCCUGUUUGCCAUGAGCAAGCCCAAGAUUCUGGAGAUCACGCUGCUCAUAGCGGACUACAUGAAUGCACUGGGCCACACGGUGCCAGGAACGCCGCAGAUGAACUCGCUGACCCGCAACGGAUCGCAUCGCUCGCUGCGAGCCUCCCAGCGUCCGACUUUGGGGGCCGGCGGCUCGGCGGUGGCCACCACCACCGGGUUCUCCACGAACGCCACCACCACGGCCCACAACACGCUCAAUUCGCAUGCGACGCACACGCUCAACUCGAACCACUCGCACACGCUGAGCAGCUCCCAUCACGCCGGCGGCGGCGGAGGAGGAAGUCAGCCGGGCACACUGAGCUCGGGUCAUCAUCAUCCUCAGCACCACCACCAUCACCAGCAGCAGCAGCAGCACCACCAGCCUGAUAUACUAAAGAGCACGCCGGAUCAUCAGAGGAUCAAGUAGAUUGGAACUAAGAUUCCUAAUAGAUCGAGAAGAUAGUAGAGAAGAUGGGAGGAUCAUUGUACAUAGACGGAGGAUCGGAUCACAGCUUAACAGACAUAUACGACUAAACAGAUACAUAUGCACCAGCCUAGUGGCAACAAAUAUACACCUAAAGAUAGAAAGAUAGAAAGAUAUAAAGAUAGAUGGAUAGAUGGAUAGCGGUAGAGAGACGACGUAGCGUAAUCGGCCUGGGUUGGACCUUCUUCUCCUUGCGCACCACUCACUAAAGUUCUCUUUCCUAAGCUAACAACGGUACUCGUACUCUAAAUCUAAAUUGUAAACAAAAACAGCAGCAGCAGCAAGCAUAUUAUAUAUAUAUUAUAAAUUUAAUUUUUUUGAAUAGUCCUAAGUCCACGUACCCCAAAAAAUGCAAGAGGUAUGUGAAGAAGAAGAAACUUAAACGUAAACAGAACAUGAAUCUCAAUGUUUAGAUUGUUCUUGUUCUUGUCUUAUUAUUACCUAUUAUUAAUAUUAUUUUUUUGUAUUUUUUUUAACCAACAAACAAGCAGCCACAAUGCAAAACAACCUA